Elaeis guineensis (African oil palm) is the source of this 1219-nucleotide messenger RNA. RefSeq lists its product as uncharacterized. NCBI's taxonomy places the organism in Eukaryota, Viridiplantae, Streptophyta, Magnoliopsida, Arecales, Arecaceae. Gene Ontology annotation, biological process: defense response to other organism. Gene Ontology annotation, cellular component: plasma membrane. The record is from RefSeq and is a predicted model, not a curated record.
CCAUGUAAUAAUUUCUCGCCGAAAGGAUCUAAAUGAGAAUGAUGGGGUCAUCACGAGGACCGACUUAGUGGCAACAGUUUCUGUAAAGCGGCGGCAUGGAGGCAGCAGAAAGGAAGACCUACAGCCAAAAGGCUCCGAGCCCAGUUAGAUUGGAAGAAGGAUUGUGGUUGGUGGCACCUCGAAAGUAAAAGGCAGGGAUAGGGCACAACAAUGCAAGUAUGGUAUUUCUUUUAGCAAAUGGUAAAGCUACCGAGAUUCCAAGACAAUCCCUUUCCUGGUAGAAAACAGAUAGCCCUUCAUCACGGCAAAGAAGAUACCAAACCUUGCCAAUUAAACCGCAGCAAGAACCUCGCCAUGUAGCCCUUCCCCUACACCCAAGCCAUUGGACACCCACGACCCGACCCCGCAACACAAGACACCAACAACACCUCCCCGGAUGCUGUUUGUCGCAAUCCCCCCAUGCCAAAGCCUAACGCCACCACCCAAGGAAAUCGGUGCACCACUCUGCUGGUCUGGCUGGUUAUGAUCGCGUGCGCCUUGCUGAUCAUCGCCGUGAUCAUCACCGGCAUCGUUGUGGUCGCCAUCUACAUGAUCUACCGGCCUAAGAUGCCCUACAUCGAGGUGGCCGACGCGCACCUCAACACUCUGGACUACGACCAGUCCGGGCUGCUCGACACCGAGAUGACCCUCACCAUCGUGGCCGAGAACGACAACUUCAAGGUCCAUGCGAGCUUCUCCGACGCCAGCUUCAACCUCAGGUUCCACGGGAUAAAGAUUGCGGAGCUGCGGGCUGCCCCGUUCGACGUGCCUAAGAACAGCUCGUUCCCACUUUACUACCGCGUGCCAUCGUCAACAAUCCCUCUGGACGAAGCGGGAAUGGAGACGAUGGACAUGGCUUUGAAGCAGGGCAUCGUGCCAUUCAGCCUCGACGGGCAGGCGAGGACACGGUGGAAGGUGGGAAUUUUCGUGCCCGUGGGGUUCUGGACCCACCUCUCCUGCGAACUCCGGUUCUUCUGGCCCAACGGGACCGUCGUCAACCCGUUGGACUGCAGCUCCAAAUCCCACUGACGCCGGUCUUUCCUAAUUCAUGUCAGGGUGGUGAUGCUGGGGCUACGAAUUUUUCCGCCUUGGAUUUGUUUAUAGAUGGUAGACCAGGCUGACGUGUACGGAUUCAGAUUGUAUCCUUUAAUGCACAAAAGAAUAAUCAAUCUUCUUCUGC